CUCUGAUUAGCAAGCUCGGCGGGCUUCGGUGAUCGCCAGCACGAGUUGUAGCAGGCGCUCCGUGUCUGGAAUGCAGCUGGUAUUCUGCAAGAAGUCGUGACGGGGCGUCUCAGAUUCCGCGCAGGGAGCCUGGUGAUGAUGUUGGAGGCCAUAACUCGUUCGGUCGCCGUUGGCAAACAGUGGCAGGACAAGGCGGGGUUGCCCUUCUUUUCGGUCGCGCGAGCUUGGUGGGAAUCAAACACGCCGUAUACCGAGGUCACCACUCACCUUUUGCCCGGCAAUUCUCUGCAGUCGAAUUCCCUUCCAUACCGAGGACGCUGCUGAGGACACGUAAUAACGCGUCCGACUUCUCACGCGUGCGUCGACUGACGCGCCGGGCGCAUGUCUGAGGGGGUGUCGCAGCUGAAGCAUGAGGGCUCCCAGCGGCAGGUGGUGAUUGCAGGCGCAGUCGCAGGCCUAGUCUCGCGCUUCGUGAUAGCUCCCCUCGACGUCAUCAAGAUCCGCCUGCAACUCCAGAUCCAUUCGCUCUCCGACCCUUUGAGCAUUCGCCAUGUCACGGGUCCCACGUACAAAGGAACAUUGGGCACCCUCAAGCACAUUCUGCGCGAGGAGGGCCUUACUGGCUUGUGGAAGGGCAACAUACCAGCGGAGCUGAUGUACCUGACGUACGGCAGUGCCCAGUUUUCGGCAUACACAUAUGUCUCGCAUAUUCUCGAGGCAAUUCCUCCACCAUACGCCCUGCCUGGCUCCGUGACAAAUUUCAUCAGCGGUGCCUCGGCCGGCGCUGCUGCGACGACGAUUACAUAUCCGCUUGAUCUACUCCGCACACGUUUUGCUGCUCAGGGAAUUGAUCGCGUGUAUACGUCCCUCCCAGCUUCCAUAAGACACAUUGCGCAGCAUGAAGGUCCCACUGGCUUCUUCCGUGGGCUGGGAGCCGGUAUCAGCCAGAUCGUCCCAUACAUGGGUCUCUUUUUCGCGAGCUACGAGAGCUUAAAGCCAAUUACCGCUGCAUCUCCAUUUCCGUUGCCCCUGGGAAGCUCGGAUGCCGUAGCAGGAGUCAUAGCGAGCAUUCUCUCAAAGACUGCCGUCUACCCGCUCGACACUACGCGCAAACGACUGCAGGUUCAAGGCCCCAUGCGAGAGCACUAUGUCCAUCGGAACAUACCUACUUAUACCGGUGUAGUCAGCACUCUAGCCCAUAUCUGGAAAUACGAGGGACGGCGAGGCAUGUACCGGGGUCUGACAGUCAGUCUGCUCAAGGCAGCGCCAGCGAGUGCCGUGACCAUGUGGACGUACGAAAGAACAAUGGGUAUCAUGUUGGCUUUUGACGAGACACACCAAGACGAUUGAGUGUAAUAUAGAGAUUCCUAUAUUGUAUCUAUAUGCUUGGGGAAGAUAGACUUGCCCAAUGUUAA
Messenger RNA from Exserohilum turcica Et28A, 1415 nucleotides. RefSeq lists its product as uncharacterized. Bases 382 to 1350 code for a protein of 322 amino acids. Gene Ontology annotation, molecular function: thiamine transmembrane transporter activity. The transcript has 3 exons. The record is from RefSeq and is a predicted model, not a curated record. NCBI's taxonomy places the organism in Eukaryota, Fungi, Ascomycota, Dothideomycetes, Pleosporales, Pleosporaceae. Gene Ontology annotation, cellular component: mitochondrial inner membrane. Gene Ontology annotation, biological process: thiamine pyrophosphate transmembrane transport.